GGGAGCAAAGACAAAAGUGUUGCAUUUAUAUUUUUGUUGAGCGUGUGUGUAAUUCAACAAAACAAUAUAAUCUGUUAAACAAUAGUAAGUUGUUUGCAAAAAUUACAAUAAAAAGUUGCUUCAACACUGAUUUCCCUCAUACUGUUAAAUUAAAAUAAUAGCGAGUAAAAUCACUGUUAAACAUGUUAUUUUCCACAGACUAUGAAAAACAGACAACAAAAAAGGACAAAAACUCAAAACAAAUGAAAAAUACUGCUAAAAAACUGCUGAAUAUGGAGCAAUAUAAUCCUAGGGUUGUGAUUAUUUUUUAGUCAAUAUUUUUGCUGAUUUAAAUACAGUUUACAAAAAAACAGGGCAAUUUUACAGCUAAAUGUUGUAAAAGAACAUCCCUAUAAAAAAUACUUUUAGUUUUGGCCUAUUUUUCUAUGGUGAACAUGUAAAUAUGAUCUUUUUUCUGUUAUUUUGCAAAUUGUAAUCUGUGAAACAUCUGUAAAAACUGUUCAAAAUAUACUAGGCUAAAUCUUUGAUUGUAGCUGAACUACAUCUCCCAGCCGGCAUGGAGCACUUUAAAGAGGUGCUGAGAACAAGAGUGUUUGCAGCACCUCCUUCUGCAUCAGGAGUCCAGUGCACAUAGACACUAAAAACCUACCGGCUGCAAACGUACAUACAUCGUGAUAUUUUCAUAAAAAAAGAUGUAUUACGAUUCAUUUUUUUUUUCCCAUUUCAGUCUUUAUAAGUUUGUGCGUUUCAGUGCUAAAAUGUAUUGGUGACUUAGCUUCAAAGUAGGAUUAUUAUUGUUUGCACAUGUCAAGUUAUUUGCACCAUAUCCCAUGCAAAGCAAACAAUUUGCACAUUACUGCACAGUGUAGCUAUUACUGCUACUUUUAUCACCUAACAUUCCUUGGAUUUGCUCAACUUGUUGGGUUUUUGUUGUUGUUGUUUGUUUUUGGUCUUGUAACAAUUGCUGUUUGUUGACUUGCAACACUUGAGCUCUUUUAAAAUCUUUUUUAUCCUCUUAUUCCGCCGGCAUUUACUAAUGAACCAUAUCACCACAUGAAAAUCCUCUUUUGUGAAAACCUACUUGACUGUAAAACUGAUUCUGAGUAUUUUGUUUUAAAGUCAUGCUCGCUAUAUAAUAGUUCGCUCAGUAACAGAAAUACGAUACGAGAGGAAAACAAUGUAGUGUACUCCUCACUAAUGAUGCCUUUCCCCCUUUAAAUAUAAACUAUUUUAACCCUGCUGUUGUCUUCACUUAUGGACACCCCAAAAAAUAUUGUUUCUUUGCCUGAAAAAAAUCCAAAAACUCAGCCAAAAAAUUACCAAAUUUCUGAAAAUUUGCAAAACCUUCAGGAAGAAACUUACAAUAAUUCCUUAAAAGUUUCACUUAAAAAAUUUAUUUUUUUGAAAAAAAAAAACCCCCAAAUUUGGCAAGAAAAUGCUUGUAAAUAUUUUCAAAAAAUGAGUAAAAAUCUUUCAAAAAUCCUAAAAAUAUCUAAUAUGAUUAAAUAUAUAUCAGUAAAACUUCUAAUAUUUUCUUUAGGAACAUUCACAAAAAUCAUGAAAAUGUGGACAUCAGAAGUUUCACUGUGGAAAUAUACAUUUUCCCCAACAUUUUCGAACUUUUAAACAGGUCAAUUUUGACCCCCAGGACAACACGAGGGUUAAACAAAACACCAUGUUGAGCGAUGGUGUUUUAUUUUGACAGUCUUCAUCGGAAUUUCUGUUUCCACUCAUUUUUGCGCACUUUACGCACUUCUGAACUCCAGUAUGGGUACGUGGUAGGUAAAGCAGCGUUUUUUUCUUUAAGUAGUAGUUAGAGUUUAUCUUAAAGAAGCCGAUCGGUAUCAAAGAGACACACGGGACUGGAAGCAUGCUUCCUCGUCGGCAGGACUACGGGAUAAACCGGGGCGCAGCGGCUCGGAGCGGCUCCCUCAUAAACUUUCGGAGCGCGGUGAGUUCCGUCUCGGUGCGCCGCAGCUCCGCCGUGCUGCCGUCGGUGCUAACGUUCCUGGUGAUCGUAGCAUCCGGAGGCCUGCUGCUCAUGAUCGAGAAAGGAAUGCUGAACAGCGUGGAGACGCCUUCACCCCGGGGAGACGGCAGGCGGCUGGACUUCAUCCGGCAGCCGGGGAAGCGCAGCGCCGAUGAGGUGGACGCGGAGUCGCAGAUCCUCCAGGAGAUCCGUAACCGCACCAUCAGGACCGUGUGCAGCCAGAAGAACAUGCCCCACAGCAUCUGGUCCCUGAGCCCCCCGCAGAGGAAGACGCUGCUGCAGCACGUCCUGGUGAACGACGAGCACCGCUUCCUCUACUGCUACGUCCCCAAGGUGGCCUGCUCCAACUGGAAGAGGGUCCUGAAGGUCCUGAGUGGCGCCCUGGAGAGCGUCGACGUCAACAUCAAGAUGGACCACCGCAGCGACCUGCUAUUUCUGUCCGCCCUGAAGCCCGAGGAGAUCCGCUACCGCCUCAAGCACUACUUCAAGUUCAUGUUUGUGCGGGAGCCAAUGGAGCGGCUGCUUUCUGCAUACAGGAACAAGUUUGGGGAGAUCGAGUCCUACCAGAAGAAGUACGGGGUGGAGAUAAUAAAGCGGUACAGAAAGGGCCACGCUAAGGACCCGUCUAUCACAGGAGACGAUGUGACCUUUGCAGAGUUCGUCCGUUACUUGCUGGAUGAGGACGUGGAGCGCAUGAAUGAGCACUGGAUGCCCGUGUACAACUUGUGCCAACCGUGUGCCAUUUCUUACGAUUUCAUUGGUUCCUACGAGCACCUCGAAAGCGACGCGGAGUUUGUGCUCCAGCGCAUCGGAGCACCUCCUUACGUUCACUUCCCAGAGAGGCAAACGUGGUACAAGCCGGUCACCACAGAAACAUUACACUAUUAUUUGUGCAGCUUACCACAGAAGCUACUGAGGGAACUCCUGCCCAAGUACAUUUUAGACUUUUCUCUUUUCACUUAUCCCCUCCCCAACACAACCACUGAACACUGCCGGCAUUAAACGUGCAAUGUUUUAUAUAGUUCUGAGAUUAUUUUUAUAGAGAAUCAUUUGUCCUAUUUUUAUUCCUAGGGAACAAACGGUGUUUUGAGAGCUGUUACAACUUUUUUUUUUUUACUGGUGAUGUCUUCAUAUCACCACAAAAUGCUGAUUAUUGGAAGAGACUUCAAAACCACUAAAGCUUGAAAUCAAAUACAGGAAAAAGUUACUGAUCCAUAUGUUGUAUGGACUGUUACAGGAAAUAAUUUGAUGCAGUAUUCAAUUAUGAAAAUGUUAAUAUCAUUGCAAGACCAAACUGUGUGUGUAACUUGUGUCUUCCAGUGCUGUAGACGAUAGAAAAGGUAAAUGUUUCAUGGCUUCAGUGGGCAUUCAGUGGUUUAGCAGGCUAAAACACAAACCGUGUAUUGGGAGGCUUAAAGGUUUCAAAUCCAGCUUGUUUGUUUGUUUUUUUUUUGGUAAAUCACAGCUUUUUAUUCCCAUCUGUCUCCCAUCUUUUCUAUUUACCAUCUAAUAAAACUGAAAUUCCCAUUUUGUGAUGCA
This is a messenger RNA of Acanthochromis polyacanthus (spiny chromis), 3529 nucleotides long. RefSeq names its product carbohydrate (N-acetylgalactosamine 4-0) sulfotransferase 14 (gene chst14). Gene Ontology annotation, biological process: dermatan sulfate proteoglycan metabolic process; carbohydrate biosynthetic process. The transcript has 2 exons. Lineage: Eukaryota; Metazoa; Chordata; Actinopteri; Pomacentridae. The coding region runs from base 1871 to 2992 and encodes 373 amino acids. The record is from RefSeq and is a predicted model, not a curated record. Gene Ontology annotation, cellular component: membrane. Gene Ontology annotation, molecular function: sulfotransferase activity.